CACUCAGUUAUAAAGUUUUCACCUUUAAAUCUCAGAGUCAGGUUUUUGGUGGGAAUAGGAAAGCAAAAGACAAUGGGGGACGAAGCAAAGAUCUUUACUCUUUCAGAAGUCUCAGAGCACAAUCAUGCUCGUGACUGCUGGAUCGUCAUCAGUGGAAAUGUGUAUGAUGUGACCAAGUUCCUUGAAGACCAUCCUGGUGGGGAUGAAGUUCUUUUGUCUUCAACAGGUAAGGAUGCAACGGAUGAUUUUGAGGACGUGGGUCACAGCGAGAGCGCGAGAGAGAUGAUGGAACAGUACCACGUAGGAGAGAUUGAUCCAACAACAAUCCCAAAGAAAACCAAAUACACUCCUCCUAAACAGCCUCAAUACAAUCAAGACAAGACCUCUGAGUUCAUUAUCAAGAUCCUCCAGUUCCUCGUACCCCUUGCCAUUCUCGGUUUAGCAGUUGGGAUUCGUAUUUACACAAAAUCAGGCUAGUCUUUUUUUCAGGUUGUGAAACCAAAGUUAUGACAUUGAGCUAUUUGUUCGAAGGUGUGAUUCAGCAUUGGGUCAAAUCAUAACACUUUCUUCUUAUCUUGCAAUGUCGAAAGAUAUGAAUCUUUAAAGCGGAGAAACUAAAACAUGAAUAUCUCUAAACAAGAUCAAGAUCUUACUAAGAACUCAAACGACACUUCUUAAUACUUCGAUCAAACUUUGCAAGAAAGAGACGUUUUAAUUGAUUGCAGAUUUGCAGUUAUGGAGCUUUGUGGCAGUUACUUUAAUAGAGUGUGUGGCAGGUAGUGACUUGGGGCUCACUUAAAACCAUAUCCAACAAACAAAAGAAUCCAAAACUUCUUCCCCCCUGUCGGUCCUUCUUUUGUACUUCUCCUCCGCUUUGGC
Molecule: messenger RNA, 879 nt
Organism: Raphanus sativus (radish)
Lineage: Eukaryota; Viridiplantae; Streptophyta; Magnoliopsida; Brassicales; Brassicaceae
Product: cytochrome b5
Exons: 3
Coding region: 73-477 (134 amino acids)
Cellular component (GO): membrane; intracellular membrane-bounded organelle
Molecular function (GO): heme binding
Source: RefSeq, a predicted model, not a curated record